This is a messenger RNA of Marchantia polymorpha subsp. ruderalis, 3134 nucleotides long. Lineage: Eukaryota; Viridiplantae; Streptophyta; Marchantiopsida; Marchantiales; Marchantiaceae. The record is from the annotation of a GenBank genome assembly.
CUCUCUCUCUCUCUCUCUCUCUCUCUCUCUCUCUCUCUCUCUCUCUCUCUCUCCAGGAGAAACGAUGUCCCAUGUCUCUCUCGUUCGUUUCGUUUGAGCCCUGAUUAUGCAUUCCGCCCAGCAUUCAAUUGCUCGAGGAGAUUUCUGAGUUGCCUCUUGUAAGGCCUCUCUCAAUUUCAGAUUCUUGUAAGGUCGUAGCAUGUUCUGGGUCCAAACCCUGCGGCCAUAAAUGGUCACAAGGCUGCACCAUCAUGACAUUGAUCAGAAGAGUUGCAAAAUGCUGUCGAGUCAUGGCGUGAGCACUACUACCAAUUCGACUAGUCCAUAAAGCAUGCGUGCCAACGGAACACCCUCAAACUUGGAGCGAAUCAUGAGUUUGCUUUUCUGUUGUGCGUGCAGUCGAUUGGAAGCAAAUCGGAAUCGGAAGUGGUCAGUUCUGUGAACAAGCCCGAAUCGUUCACGGCUUACGAUCCCAUAGCAGUGGGCCACAGCCAAACGUCGUCCAUGUCAGAAAAUCAGGUUGGCAAGUCUGAGGCAUACACUGUGAGAACACCGACUCCCAAUGUCAUGAUGGCCUCGCUGUGGCGGCCACCGAGCACGGGCAUAACCUCUCGUGCGCUGUCGGGGACUGCAUCUGUAGCUGCAGUCGAGCCUUCGACCCGCCCCAUGACUGCAGUGAGAUCUGCAGGCUACUCCUCAAGGGGCAGUAAGUUCGAUCCGUUGAACCAAGCAGCAAGGGCAAUGACGCCUGCCCCUCCUAAAAAGGAAGAGAGCAAUCCUGAGUAUCAGAGUCGCGAAAUGGAGAGACUCGUCAAUCAACUGCUGGAAGAGAGUGCAGCUGCGGGCCUCGCUGGAGAUCAUCAAUUAGCUCUGGAGAAGGCGAAGGAGGCGGGACGAAGGGAGAGACUCGUCUGUAAGCACAGAGAACAGGCUGGCCUGGUACUGCAAUCUUAUCAUACUCGCCUCCAGUGUCUCAACAGGGCAUAGUACUAACCUCACUGGAAAGAUGACAGGAAUUCGGAAUCCAUGCGUGGAUACAUUACAUUACCAAGAGAUUGACCAAAUAAACCUGGAGCUCACAUUCGCUGUGUGUUUCAACUUGGGCUAUCAAUAUCAUGCCAAUGGCCUCCAACAGGAAGCCCUGAGUACCUACUCACAGAUCAUGAAGAACAAGCAGUUUACGCAAGGCGGCCGGCUGAGGAUCAACAUGGGCAAUAUUUACUACGAGCAGAAAAAGUACACGCUGGCUGUGAAAAUGUAUCGCAUGGCUCUGGACCAAACACCCAAUACUCACAAAGAGAUUCGAUACAGAGUCAUGCGCAAUAUAGGCAAUGCUCUGAUGAGACUCGGUAGAUAUCAGGAUGCAGCUCAAUCUUAUGAAGCAGUCAUCGAGAUCAAAGUUGACCAUCAGGCUUGCUACAACCUGGUUGUCUGCUACUACAUAUUGGGUCACUUAGAGAAGACGAAGAGUGUUUUCACCAAGAUGCUGCUCGUGCGACACUACGACUCCGACGAUGAGGAUGAUGACAUUGACGGCGAUCAUAGUGUUGUCUUAAGGAACGACGGCCUGCGGGAAGAGCUACGCACCAAACAGAACCACGCCUUCAAAUACAUCUUAACUGCAGCCAGGCUCGUGGCUCCAGUGCUGGGGAGUACGUUCGUGGAGGGAUACGAUUGCUUGAUAGGUAUGCUGAAAGAUCAGCACUACGUUGCCCUCGCAAACGAGAUGGAGAUGAACAAAGCCCUCCAAUUUCUUCGCCGACAGGAUUUUGUCCAGGCCAUCUCGCUGCUGAAGAAUUUCGAGCGUAAGGAGAAGGAUCUGAAAGCUCGGGCGGCAACGAACUUAUCCUUCCUUUACUUUCUCGAAGGUGAUCAAAUCAACGCUGAGAAACAUGCUGAACUUGCAGUGAAGACGAAUUCUUACAAUCCAUGUGCUCUGGUCAACCAUGGAAACUGCCUCUACUCCAGGGGUGACGUUGCCGGAGCUCUAGCCCGAUAUACUGAGGCAGUGGAGGUUGAAGCUGAUUGCGUGGAAGCCAUCUUCAAUACUGGUCUCUCUCAGAAGCGACUCGAAUCACUAGCAGAAGCCUUGCAGACGUUUACAAAACUCAGCUAUCUGCUUCCGAACAAUGUCGAGGUUUUAUUCCAGAUUGGGCAUGUGUACGAAUUACUGGGAAACUAUCAUCAAGCCGUAAAGUGGCUCGAAAUUGUGAACACCAGGGUGAUGCAUGACGCCGGAGUUCUGGCCAUGUUGGGAAACUUGCACGCCAAACUGGACGAUGAGCCCAAGGCUGUGCACUAUUACUGCGAGUCGCACCGAGUCUAUCCGACCAACAUGGACAUCAUCUCAUGGUUGGGCGCGUUCUACGUUAAGUCUGAAGUUUACGAAAAGGCAAUGCCGUUUUUUGAGCUCGCCUCGAGAAUCCAACCAGCCGAGGUGAAGUGGCAGUUGAUGGUGGCCUCGUGCUACCGCAGAACGGGGCAGUACAAGAUGGCAUUGGCUAAGUACAAGUCAAUUCACGCCAAGUAUCCAGAAAACGUCGAGUGCUUGCGCUACUUGGUGCACAUGUGCACCAGCCUCGGAAGGAAGGACGAGCUGCAGCAAUACGAGCAGCGUCUUCGACAAGCCGAGCGGUCGGCGUCCAGAGGCUCGACGGGAGGAGACUCGCGAGCACAAUUGCCACGAUCCGAGAAGGUCGAUGGCUUCAACCACCACCAGCAGCAGCAGAACGUGCCGUCGCCGAGAAUUCUUCACGAUGGCAAAAGAGGACAAAGUCCAGACCGCUUUUCCUGUCAGAUCCAGAAUCAGAAUCAGCAGCAGCAGCAGCAGCAGUCGUCCUCCAUCCCCAGAAUAUUAUCGGCGAGGAAAAGCAGGAUUGACGACGAGGAAUGGCCCGACUUGGGCGAUGAUCUCCUGCCUUUGUAGACAGGCUGCUGCCUCCCUUCUGCUUGUCCACAUCCUCUGCCUGUGGCUCUGGCUCUCACUUGCAUGCAUCGAUCGACGUCACAGCAACAACAGAUGCUUCCAGCAAAUGUCUGCAAUAGGCUUUUCACUUUCCAAGCUAUGAACGACAUUUGCAGCCCUUUGGAGACAGACAGAGGAUCGGGCCAUGUCCACUGGCCCUCCCGUGAAU